GGGGACCCCGGCCGGCCCAUAAGGGAAUAUCCACGCCACCUCUCUUAGCUUCCUGUGUUUGUCUCAUCCUUUCCUCCUCCCUCUCGUGGUUUGUGUGACCCAUGGAGGAGAACCGAGAGAAGUUUGCUGAGGAGAGCGGCGGCGGCGGUGGACGAGAGCCAGUGCGAACGAUCUGCGUCUUCUGCGGCAGCAGGCCGGGGAACCGGCCGUCCUUCAGCGCAGCCGCGCUCGACCUCGGAAAGCAACUGGUCGAGAGGCAGAUCGACCUGGUCUACGGCGGCGGCAGCGGCGGCCUGAUGGGCCUGGUGUCCAAGGCCGUCUACGAGGGCGGCCGCCACGUCCUCGGGGUCAUCCCUAGCGCGCUCCUGCCCGAAGAGGUGGCAGGGGAGACAUUGGGGGAGGUGAAAGUGGUCAGGGACAUGCAUGAGCGCAAGGCAGAGAUGGCGAAGCACGCCGACGCCUUCAUCGCACUGCCAGGCGGUUACGGGACGAUCGAAGAACUGUUGGAGAUCAUAGCGUGGGCGCAGCUGGGGAUCCACAAUAAACCGGUGGGGCUGCUCAACGUGGACGGCUACUACAACAGCCUGCUCUCGCUGUUCGACAAGGGCGUCGAGGAGGGCUUCAUCGACGCCAAGGCGCGGAACAUCUUCGUCCUCGCCGACACCGCCGCCGAGCUGCUGACCAAGCUCACCGAGGCGAGGCUGGCUUCCGAGGACGAGGAUGCCGCCGCCGGCGGAGGAGAAGAAGAGGAGAAGGGCGCCGCCGCCGCCGCCGCCGGCGUCAAGAGGAAAAGAAACUAGAACAUUAUUACCAUGCAUGCAUAUGUGUUUCAUUCUCUCCGGCCAUCCACAUCUAUCUAUGCUCGUUUGUUGUUUUCUACUACUAUAUAUAGAUUCCAUUCCCGCGAUGUGUGGAUACAGCAACCAGCUAGCGCUAGCUAGCAGUCUGCUAACCUUGCGAAGCAGUACUGCAAAUUUGAUGUACACCUUCAUGGUAGCAAAUUAAUGUCCCGCCUUGUACGUACUAAUUAUGUUAAACGUCUGCGUGUAAUAUUUGCUGAUUCUCUUCUAAUGAUAAUAUAUGGCGGCAAAAAAGAAUUAGAUUUA
Messenger RNA from Panicum virgatum (switchgrass), 1106 nucleotides. RefSeq names its product probable cytokinin riboside 5'-monophosphate phosphoribohydrolase LOG4. Bases 102 to 800 code for a protein of 232 amino acids. Gene Ontology annotation, molecular function: hydrolase activity, hydrolyzing N-glycosyl compounds. Gene Ontology annotation, biological process: cytokinin biosynthetic process. The record is from RefSeq and is a predicted model, not a curated record. Lineage: Eukaryota; Viridiplantae; Streptophyta; Magnoliopsida; Poales; Poaceae. Gene Ontology annotation, cellular component: cytosol; nucleus. The transcript is spliced from 6 exons.